Molecule: messenger RNA, 664 nt
Organism: Coregonus sp. 'balchen'
Lineage: Eukaryota; Metazoa; Chordata; Actinopteri; Salmoniformes; Salmonidae
Source: the annotation of a GenBank genome assembly
UUGGGCCUGGGCAGUAACGGUGGCAGUCCGUUUGGUGGUCAGUACGGCCAGGGGGGGCCAGGACAGGGGGUGAACCCCCAGCAGCUUCAGAACAAGGCAGCAGCCCUCACCGCUGUCACCAGCGUGCCAAACCUGGUGAGUCCUCCUGUCCACACCUAGUCUGCCACCCUAUUCCCUAUAAAGUGCACUGCUUCUUUUGUUAAAGAGUGUUUCCCGUUGUCUCUGUAUGUUAUGUGCAAAUGCCAAGGCUUUGCAUCGAUCCUGGAACCUUCUGAUGUCAAUGUAGUUAGGUACAAUUAAUUUGAUGACUUAGACAAGGUUCUUAAGCAUAUUCCUCUUUUCUCCCCCCUUCCCCCUCUUUCCUCCAUCCUCCACCCCUCUCCCUCCCCAGUCCCAGCAGCAGCCUGGGCAGCAGGUGCCAUCGGUGGGCAUGGUCCCCGUGCCUGGCAGUGUCUCCGUCUCUGGCCCCACGGCCGACCCGGAGAAGCGCAAACUGAUCCAGCAGCAGCUGGUGCUUCUGCUCCACGCCCACAAGUGCCAGCGGCGCGAGCAGGCCAAUGGGGAGGUGCGGGCCUGCGCCCUGCCACACUGCCGCACCAUGAAGAACGUCCUCAACCACAUGACCCACUGCCAGGCCGGCAAGUCCUGCCAGGGUGAGUACUAG